Messenger RNA from Rotaria sp. Silwood2, 408 nucleotides. NCBI's taxonomy places the organism in Eukaryota, Metazoa, Rotifera, Eurotatoria, Philodinida, Philodinidae. The record is from the annotation of a GenBank genome assembly.
AUGGAUUCACUUGGACAAGUUAUAAGUAUGAUUCCUGGACUUGGUACAGAAUUUAUAUCAAAAAGUGGUGAACAAGAAUCACAAGUACACUUGAAAAAAAUGAUGUGCAUUAUGGAUAGUAUGAAUGAUAAUGUUAAAAAUCAACCUGGUCGUUAUACUAGAGUAGCUCGUGGUGCUGGUGCUUCAAUGCGUGAUGUACAAGAUUUAAUAGCCCAAUAUUCGAAAUUUAAAAAAGUGAUGAAACAAAUGCAUGGUAUUAAAGGUUUAUUUGAUUUAGGAAAUAUGAAGAAAACUGUUAAUCCAGCAGAAAUGCAAAAAUUAACUAGUCAAAUGAAUAAAUUAAUUGAUUCAAAAAUUUUAAAUCAUAUGGGUGGUGGACCAGGUAAAUUAUUAAGUAGUGACAACUAA